CCAAUAGCACGAUCUUUCUGCAAGGAAUUAAGCGCCAAAUAUAGUCUUCUGAAAGUAGUUAGUGGCAAUUCCUCAUAGAUUAUAUUUGUAGCCCAGAGCAAACUUUGUUUGGAAAAUAGACCAGAGCAGCCUUAUUUGAUCUGCCAAUGGUUUCGUUCGAUAAGAGGCUACAUGCUAACGAUAUGCUAGUACCCAGUUCACACUACCCAGUGCUCAAUAUGGAUUCAGACAUUUUGAACAUAGAGGAGAUCGUAAUGGGACGGGGUCUGCCGGAUCCAGCUCCGGAGGUUACACCUGCUAAGCCAGCAGAACCACAUAAACCCAUCUUCAAGCCGCCCCCUGCCCCUACAACUUACCAACAUGAUAACCUGCAGUGUUUUCAGUGCUUCAUAACGUUCUGCAAUGCUAAAGCAAAGGAACGCCACAUGAAGAAAAGCCACCGUGAGGAGUACAAGCAACAGCUUCAGCAGGGAAAUACAUUGUUCACUUGCUACGUGUGCGACCGCAGCUUCCAGUCCUCUGAGGAGCUGACACAGCACCAGCCAACACACAGCAAGGAAGACAAGCCCUUCAAAUGUGUUCACUGCAAGGAGAGCUUUCGAGUCUUUUCUGAGCUCACAACCCACAGACGGAACAUGUGUCCAGAAAGGCAGUUUGUGUGCAAGGAUUGUAACGAGACCUUCCGCAGCCCCGCCUUGCUGCGCACCCACCGCCUGGCUCAGCACCCCCGCCUGGACACGGAGGCCGGCGAGCAGACGGAGGACCCCACAAAGACGCAUCGCUGUGGGAGGUGCAGCCAGGGCUUCGAGACAGAGUCGGAGCUGCUAGUCCACCAGGAGAAGUACUCAGCGGGCCAGCACUGCAACGGCAACGCAGCCGCACUCAAGAAGCGCGGACGGCCUCCAAAGACGGAGAACCAAGCAGCCGCAGAGAAGAAGCUGAAGCGGGUGAAGGAAGAGGGCGAGGCUACAGAGGAAACGGGGAAGGGCAGCAGCACCGCAGAGUCUGGCGCAGCUCCGGCCGAGGCAAAGCCCAAAGUAGCUGGGGCGAAGCGGGGCCGUCCUCCCAAGGCGGCGGCGGCUGCGGCGGCGGUGGCGGGCGAGGACCAGACGACUGCCACAGAGGAGGCGCCGGCCGAGGAGGAGAAGAAAGCAUCCGCGACCCCGCGUGAGCAUCCCUGUCCCGAGUGUGAGCUCACUUUCCCCGCCCUGGCCCCGCUCCGCGCCCACAAGAAGGAGAAGCACACCCCGAGGAAAGCCCACCCCUGCGAGGAGUGUGAGGAGAGUUUUGCCCGUCCUGAACAGCUAGAAGCCCACAAGUCUCGGGCCCACACAGAGGGCCGCUUCUCCUGUCCUACUUGUGGGAAGAGCUUCGGCCGCGAGCGCACCAUGAAGGCCCACCAGAAGACCCAUUCGGAUGAGAACGCCGCGAGCCAAAGUGAAAAGAGAUAAAUAAGGGACGGGAGCGCUUUUCGUAAAAAAGUUAAGAGGGAUUGUUGUUAUCCUCUGUAUUUUAGUCAGUCAGGGAUAUAUAUUUUUUUUAGCAUAGGGAAUCUGAUUCUGAGAAGAGGAUGUUUUUAGAUGUACUUGGAGUGUUUGUUUUUUUUGUUCAGCAUUUUGACAUAAUUGUCCCAUUAGCUAGAGUUUGCAUUGAGGUCUUUCACCAACUCCCCAGCUGGUCUUUCUGGAUGCAGCCAUGGACUAUGUUAAAGUGACGGUAUACUAAUUGAACACAUUGAGGUUAGGGUUCUGAGUUUUUACAUCAUGUGCGUAUUUGCGUAUUUCCAAUAUAAUCGAAAAAGUUGGACUUCAUUACCCUUACUCCUAACCCAACCGUAGGCCCAAUUUUUUAACUCAAGAUUUUCCUAAUUUAAAAAAAUGUAUGUGAAUGGGCUUUUUUUUUGUGUGUGUGUGUGUGUGUGUGUGUGUGUGUGUGUGUGUGUGUGUGUGUGUGUGUGUGUGUGUGUGUGUGUGUGUGUGUGUGUGUGUGUGUGUGUGUGUGUGUGUGUGUGUGUGUGUGUGUGUGUGUGUGUGUGUGUGUGUGUGAUGACUUCUAAAUUGACGGAAGUGUGUUGCUUCAUUUGAUUUUUGAGGUUAUGAAUUGCAUAUUUCGGGUUGUUUCCCCAUCAUAAUUUAGUUUGUAUUGUUUUUUUUGGUCCUGAGUUCAUUAUGAGUUAAAUUUUGGUUUUGGACAAAUGUUAAAUGAAAAAUGUUGAGUUGUCUAAUGUUAAUGUCUUUUUUUUUAAUCUAUUAUACUUCUAUGUAUUGUCUAAUGAAUGCAAAACAUGGAUCUAUGAUGCCAUAGAGUCCUUUUGAAGAGCUGCAAAUCAAGUGUUCUUACGGUGACUGGCUUGUUCUCCCCCAAUGCGACUAAUAAAACGUAAGGUUAUCCCACAGGGAUGCUUCAGAAAGUA
Molecule: messenger RNA, 2413 nt
Organism: Gadus morhua (Atlantic cod)
Lineage: Eukaryota; Metazoa; Chordata; Actinopteri; Gadiformes; Gadidae
Gene: znf576.2
Product: zinc finger protein 576, tandem duplicate 2
Exons: 5
Coding region: 147-1451 (434 amino acids)
Biological process (GO): regulation of transcription by RNA polymerase II
Cellular component (GO): nucleus
Molecular function (GO): RNA polymerase II cis-regulatory region sequence-specific DNA binding; DNA-binding transcription activator activity, RNA polymerase II-specific
Source: RefSeq, a predicted model, not a curated record